Messenger RNA from Aureococcus anophagefferens, 2916 nucleotides. It is a transcript of the gene OGT4, whose product is annotated as putative O-linked GlcNAc transferase. The transcript has 7 exons. Gene Ontology annotation, molecular function: protein N-acetylglucosaminyltransferase activity; protein binding. The record is from RefSeq and is a predicted model, not a curated record. Gene Ontology annotation, biological process: protein O-linked glycosylation. NCBI's taxonomy places the organism in Eukaryota, Pelagophyceae, Pelagomonadales, Pelagomonadaceae. Bases 1 to 2916 code for a protein of 971 amino acids.
AUGCUCAAGCAUGGUGCGGUUAACGAGGAGGCGCUAAUAGUUGAAUUACAACGCGAAGUUCGUGCUCAGUAUGAUCGCGGUAAAUACGCGGAUGCGCUCCGCAUCGCCGAGGAAGUCUACAGUUUGGAUGCGGUGCGCGCGUUGAGAUAUAUAUGUUGUACAGCGACUACACAGGCCCGAACCGAUAACUUGCUUCUCCUGGGCGCCAUUAACUUCCAGCUCCGUAACUUUUCGGAAUCAGUAUUCUACAACCAACAGGCGCGAGACUAUCACGAUGCAAUUCGCAUUGAGCCGCAGAUGGCCGAGGCUUACUCGAAUUUGGCAAACGCUCUUAAGGAGCUUGGCGAUUAUCCCGGUACGCUUAGGUUCUAUCUCAAAGCAAUAAAGUACAAGCCUCGAUUUGGCGAUGCAUACAAUAAUCUAGCAACCGCACAUAUGCAUCUUGGGCAGGUCAGCGAUGCGAUCGAGACGUACCAGAUGGGGCUUGUCAUUGACCCGGGGUUGGUUGAUGCGCACUGCAAUCUCGGGAAUUUGCUGAAGGCGCAAGGUAAGCUUGAAGCGGCGCGGAGAUGUUACCUAGAGGCGAUCCGUCUCAAUCCCGCCUUCGCGAUUGCGUGGUCGAACCUUGCUGGACUGUUCAAGGAUGAAGGUCAGCUUUCAACCGCCAUUGCGUACUACCGUGAGGCCAUACGACUCUGUCCACCAUUUGCUGAUGUGUACAGCAACCUUGGGUCUGCGAUGCAAGAACAGGGCAACUUGAUCGAAGCAAAACAAUGUUACCAGACCGCUAUUAGACUCAGACCUGACUUCGCGAUUGCACAUGGCAAUCUUGGUAGCUGCCUUCUCACAUCUCACGAUGCCGAGGGUGCAGUGCGAGCCCUGCGACACGCAAUUCAGCUAGAACCAAAUUUUCCAGAUGCGUACAAUAAUCUUGGGAACGCACUCCGCAGCUUGGCGCAUAUGCGUGAAGCAAUUGCAUGCUAUCGCACCGCUCUCCGUUUGAAGCCAGAUCACCCACAUGCAUACAGUAAUCUUGGUACAGCAAUGCGCGAUCGCGGCCUCAUACGCGAGGCAAUUCAUUGUAACGUCACGGCAGCGAGGCUCAUGCCACAUUUUGCGCCGGCUCAUGCCAACUUAGGUUCACUUCUGCGUGAACAGGGUCAACUUGAUCAAGCUCUUGCACACUACCACCAGGCUAUUGCUUUGGAUCCUGAUUUUGCAGAAGCUUACACGAAUCUCGGUAACACAUAUCGUGAGCUUUGCCAGUUUGAGGAUGCAAUAAAAUGCUACACAACUGCCCUGAAGAUAGCGCCGGGCCUCGCUGAAGCACAUGCUGCUCUGGCUGCAGUGCAUGGUGAUGGGGGUAAUUAUGAAGAUGCGAUCAUAUGCUUCGAGAGGGCCCUCGCUCUCAAGCCACACUUCCCUGAUGCUUUUGCGGGGCUACUCCUAGCCAAAGACGCAGUCUGUGACUGGACGUCACGCGAUGCCCAUUUCCAAUAUCUUGCUGCGGUCCUAGAAGCACAUAUCGAAGACGCAGGUACACCGCUUAUAUUCCAUGGACAAUUGCCAUGUGUUCAGCCUCUUGAAGCUCUUCGUCUGACGACUAUUCUUGCGCCUCGGGAUGCCCAGCGCAUCGCAAGGCGCUUCGCGGCAAGAGCCAGGGCCAACCUUGCACUCUCAACAUCUGGAGUAUUUCACCAUCACCAUCAUGUUUUAUCUUCAGCUACCAGUGGGCGCGAUAAAACUCGAAUCCAUGUCGGAUAUCUCAGUGCAAAUUUUGGGAACCAUCCAGUGAGUCACCUUCUCGCACCUGUCCUUGUGUACCACGAUAGAUCACGCUUCCUUGUUACCUGCUAUUCUCUCGCUCCUUCAGAUGGAACCAGUUGGCGUACAAGACUAGAGCAUGGUAUUGAGGGCUCUGUCAAAGAUAUCGGGAUUCUUUCUUCUAGCGAUGCUGCUCGACUUAUACACGCCGAUGGUGUCCAUAUCCUUAUUCCACUUGAUGGUCAUACGGCGAACGCACAAAACGAAAUUAUUGCGCUGCGCCCUGCACCUGUCCAGGUUGGUUUCGUUCUUGGUUUCCCAGGAACCUUUGGCGCAGACUAUGUUGACUACCUCGUCGUUGAUGAAAUUGUGAUUGGUCCUACCAAGCCUAUAGAUACGCUAGGAACACCGCAUGAUAUAGAUGAGCAUGUGCUUAUUCUUCCGAACUCAUGUAUACUGAAUGGACAUGCAGUAGAACAUCGCUCCGUCCUAGAUUGCUCUGCUGGCAGGCUUGCUCGUGAGACUUAUGGACUCCCCCAAGAUGCGUUUGUUUUCGCAUACUUUGGCGAUUCGGACAGAAUAGACCCGAUAAUAUUCAGCGUGUGGAUGAGUAUUCUCAAGCGUGUUCCGAACUCGCUCCUAUGGCUACAUAUGAAUUCGGAAACUGUCAUUGAUCGACUCAAAAAAGAGGCCCGCGGACACCAGGUCAUUGAGCAACGACUUAUCUUUUCCAAUAGUGUCCCAAGACGUGAACAUGUCUUUCACGCCAUGCUGGCCGAUAUUGUAUUGGAUACGCCAGCAUGCAAUGCCCUGGAUGCUACGCUAGACGCUCUCUGGGCUGGCACGCCAGUAAUUGCUCUACUUGGAAACACAAUCGCCACGCGCACGUCUGCCAGUUUGUGCUCUGCCGUGGGUUGUCACGAACUCAUUUCUGCGAACCUAGGUGACUAUGAGGACCUCGCCAUUUCACUGGCCAUCGAUUCGGACAAGUACUGGAUUUUUCGGCAGAAGUUAGAGCAUGCUAGAAGAGGGCCGACGCAGGCACCCUUAUUUGACUUCAGGCUGGCCCUACAUCAACUCGAGGCCGGCUAUGAGGCAAUCUGGGCGAGGGUCGUUGAACACCAGCGGCCAACUGACAUCAUUGUAGGAUGA